Molecule: messenger RNA, 2455 nt
Organism: Durio zibethinus
Lineage: Eukaryota; Viridiplantae; Streptophyta; Magnoliopsida; Malvales; Malvaceae
Gene: NPR1
Product: regulatory protein (NPR1)
Biological process (GO): defense response to fungus; defense response to bacterium; regulation of salicylic acid mediated signaling pathway
Cellular component (GO): cytoplasm; nucleus
Molecular function (GO): protein binding
Source: RefSeq, a predicted model, not a curated record
GAAAGAGUAAAAAACACGGUGAUACUGAUGUACGGACGAAAAGCUGGGCGGAAAAUGAACCAAUGAUCCCAUGAAGGCAAUCUAAAAAGAGGGAAAAAAAAAGAAAAAGAAAAGUAUCUAACUCUUUUUAGUACUGUUACUUUUCUCUCUCUGUUCUUCGUCACGCCCAUGUUCCUCUUCUCUAUGUCGUCGAUUCUAUGGCUACCUCGUCCUCUUUUUCUCCUUUGACUUUGUUUUUUUGUCAGUAAUCCAUGGCGGUUUCUCUCAAUUUCCUCUCCCUUUAUUUUCACAACUCAAAGCGCCCCUUUCCCGUCGUAGAAUCCUCUCUCUGCUGCUGAACCGGCUCUUCUUUGGCUACCUAAACAAAUGGCUUUGACUCUUUGAGUCUAUAAUAGUUUUCCUUUUAUUUUUUUAAUCAUUGUUUUUUUUUCUUUUUCUAUGGAUCAUAAAAAUGGCUUUUCGGAUUCAAAUGAAAUCAGCAACAACAGCAGCACGUGCUGCAUCGUGGCGGCAACCGACUCCGAAACGCUCGCUUCAUCAGAAUCCUUGAAUACUCCCGAUAUCGCAGCUCUUCAACUUCUUUCUAGAAACCUCGAAUCCCUUUUCAAAUCAACGGACUCUGAUUCCUUCUACUCCGACGCCAAAAUCGCGCUUUCUUCGGGCCUCGAAGUCCCCGUUCACCGGUGCAUUUUAUCGGCAAGGAGUUCGGUUUUCAAGACCGUGUUUUCUGGGCUACAAGAGAGAGGAGCUAAGUUCGAGCUUAAAGAGUUGGCCAGGGAUUAUGAGAUUGGCUACGAUUCGCUUGUUGCGAUUCUGGGUUACUUGUAUACCGGAAGAGUGACGCCAUUGCUGAAAGGCGUUUGCGUUUGCGUUGACGAUGAUUGCCCACACAUGGCAUGUAGACCGGUCGUCGAUUUCAUCGCUGAGGUUUUAUACGCAGCUUUUACUUUUCAGAUCUCUGAAUUAAUUGCUCUUUAUCAGAGGCAUCUACUAGACGUCAUCGACAAAGUUGCAAUAGAUGAUAUCUUGGUCAUUCUCUAUAUUGCAAAUAUCUGCGGUAAUGCCUGUGCGAGAUUGCUGGCAAAGUGUAUAGAAACUAUUGUAAAAUCUGAUGUUGAUAUUGUAACACUUGAAAAGGCAUUGCCUCAUCACAUUGUGAAACAAGUAAUUGAUUCACGUUUGGGACUUGGUUUGGACAAGCCUGAGAACAUAGGUUUUCCUGAUAAACAUGUGAAAAGGAUACAUCGGGCUUUGGAUUCGGAUGAUGUGGAGUUAGUGAGAAUGCUACUCAAAGAGGGUCAUAGUAAUUUAGAUGAGGCAUAUGCACUUCACUAUGCCGUUGCAUACUGUGAUGCAAAGACAACGACAGAGUUACUUGACCUUGGACUUGCUGAUGUUAACAGUAGAAAUUCAAGGGGAUACACUGUGUUGCAUGUUGCUGCAAUGAGGAAAGAGCCCAAGAUUAUAGUAUCUCUAUUAACAAAAGGCGCCCGGCCAUCUGAUCUCACCCUAGAUGGUGAGAAAGCUCUUCAGAUCUCAAAGCGGCUCACUAGGGCUUCAGAUUACUUUAAAUCUACCGAGGAAGGAAAGGAUUCUCCAAAGGAACGUUUGUGCAUAGAGAUACUGGAGCAAGCAGAAAGAAGAGAUCCAUUGCAUGGAGAAGCUUCUCUUUCUCUUGCCAUGGCUGGUGAUGAUCUACGGAUGAAAUUGUUGUAUCUUGAAAAUAGAGUUGGAUUGGCAAAACUUUUAUUCCCCAUGGAGGCAAAAGUUGUGAUGGAUAUUGCUCAAGUUGAUGGAACAUCGGAGUUCACAUUAGCCAGCAUCAAUUCUAACAAAUUAAAUGGUGCACAAAGAACAACUGUGGACUUGAAUGAUGCUCCUUUUAGAAUCCAGGAGGAGCAUCUAAAUCGGCUGAAAGCACUUUCUAGAACAGUGGAACUUGGGAAACGCUUUUUCCCUCGUUGCUCAGAAGUGCUGAACAAGAUAAUGGAUGCCGAUGACUUAUCAGAACUGGCAUGCGGAGGAAAUGACACUCCGGAGGAUCGACUUGUGAAAAGGCAGAGGUACAUGGAACUCCAAGAUCUACUAAGCAAGGCAUUCCAUGAGGAUAGAGAGGAGUUUGACAGAUCGGCCAUCUCAUCAUCUUCUUCUUCUACGAAGUCCACAAGGGUAAGCAAACCUAAUGGUAAGCUAACUGGUACUGGUGGGAGGGGCGGUUAGACCAAAGGCCUAGUGCAAUAUUUGUAGUUGUCAUAGUAAUUCCGUUUCUUCUUUACCUUAGGUUAUUUUUCUUUUUCCAUUUGUAACUAUAAUUUGAAUAUGUCAUUGAUAAUAGGAAGAAGGGGACAAGGAGACGGGGUUAUUAUUGUUAUUAUUUUUCUUCCACUAUCAUUUGAGUAUGGAUUUAUGUUUGUUAUAUUGUCAGUAAAUUACAUAAUACCAUCUUAUUAAUAAA